GCAAGUGAUACAAAGCCGAGUUUAAUGAGCUGGCUGCAGCCGAAACACAUGAGACUGCCGCAGCACUUGUCCCUGGCCAACGGAUCGAGCCAACUAUUAAUGGCAACAGGCUGGAAGUUUAUGCGAAAAGUUUCUGAAAGUAAUACGCAGAGAAAACACAAACCGAGCUAAGUUCCAUCAAGCAACAAUAAACGGGAAAUCGCGCUGGGGAAAAACGCUUAAAUCAGCACAAGAAACCGCCGAGCGAGAAGGAGGAACGCAGAAAAGUUUUCCGACAACGGAUUUCCAUUCGCCGAGCACCGGCAUCAUCAUCACCAUUUCCCUCGAUUCUCUGUUAUUGUUUCGCCAAGGAUUACAUAUUAUGCGAUAAACAUGAAAUACACAAACGAUACACGAAUCAUUGUGUUCAUUUGCUGUUUGCUGCAAGGUCUAGCCGUGGGCCUGCGCAUGAUCAAGGUCUCCAUUCCCGCCUACAAGUUGCGCGGCGAGUCCGCCUUUCUGGAGUGCCAGUACGAGCUGAACCGCACCCACCACACAGUCACGGGUCUGCAGAGCCACUCGGACCACGGCCAUGGCCACCAGACCCACGGUGCUGGUGGUGGCAGCAAUGGGGAGUUCCACUAUCCGGAUGGUGAGGCGCUGGAGGAGGAUCGGUCGCCGUACCGCCCGCGGAUGCGCCAGAAUCAGCGACAGCACGGCCAGCGGCCCAGGCAGCGGGAACCCAUCGCCAUGCGGCAGUACCAGAGUCUACAGAGUCACCAGCAGCCACCGGCUCCGCCGGAGAAGUCACCUUACGGGCACAGUGUUUACAGGGGAAGUGCUGCCUCCGGCUAUCUAGGUGCCGCCCAUGUCGGCGCCAGCACCCACAGCGGAUCCGUGUCCGUAAGCUCCGGCGGCAGCAGUGGGGGACCGGCGGCGUAUAUGCCCGAGUUCGAUCGCGAGGACAGUUUCGACGACAGCGUCGACCGCGAGGAGGAGGAGGAGGACGAGGAGGAGCAGCUCGAGGAGGGGGAGGCCCUGUACGCCAUCAAGUGGUACAAGGACAACGAGGAGUUCUACCGCUACGUGCCAAAGGCCCGGCCGCCAAAAACCAGCUACCGGGUGGACGGCGUGCGAGUCAUAGAGGAGCUCUCCGACGCGAGUCGCGUGCUGCUGCGCGGACUGACGCUGAACUCCACCGGACUGUACCGCUGCGAGGUGUCCGCCGAGGCACCCAACUUCUCCUCCGUUCAGGGCGAGGGUCGGAUGGAUAUCGUCUUUCUGCCGCGCGAUGGACCUCACAUAAGGGGACAGCAGUAUCAGUAUCAGAUCGGCGAAUACUUGUAUUUAAAUUGCACGUCCGGCAAAUCGCAUCCGGCCUCGCAUUUGCAGUGGUUUGUCAACGAACAGCCGAUCCUCGACGAGCACUACCUGCACAAAUACAACGACAUCGUGCACAAACACGGGCUAAUCACCUCGACUUUGGGCCUGCAGCUGCCGCUGGAGCCGCGCCACUUCCACGACGGCGACAUGCGCGUCAAGUGCAUGGCCAGCAUAUCGCCGGUCCUGUGGAAGGGGGGCAAGGAGAGCGUCCUGCAGCGGCGGCCGGGGAUCAUCGACAACCGCGAGGCCAUGUUGCUGGUGAAAGGUGCAGCCUGCAACUCACAGAGCAGUUUGCUGCGCACCCUGACCAUCGCCAUCAUUCUGGCCAGAACCGGGCAAUGGCUACUUGGCUCGGAACUGACCUAAGCGAGCCCGCGAAGAUGGCCAGCACUCCAUUCGACUCGUUUCAAUUAACAAGCAUUCAUUUCAAUUCAAUUCAAUUCAAUUGCAAUUGCAGAGCAUAAAUGGUGAU
This is a messenger RNA of Drosophila rhopaloa, 1834 nucleotides long. RefSeq lists its product as uncharacterized. The transcript is spliced from 6 exons. Bases 373 to 1728 code for a protein of 451 amino acids. Lineage: Eukaryota; Metazoa; Arthropoda; Insecta; Diptera; Drosophilidae. The record is from RefSeq and is a predicted model, not a curated record.